ACUUCCGGUCCGGAGCACUGGGUUUCGGUUGAAGGCUGAAACUUACAACGGGGAUUAAAUAAUAUCACCGCGGCUGCAGAGAUGUCGGUGAACGGUAACAGAUUCAGCUCUUUGACCCUAGUGCAGUUGAACGAGCUGCUGGAGGACGAAGAGAAACUGAGUAACAUGGUCCAGGAGAUGGACGAGGUGCAGAAUGUGAAGCUGAUGAAAGAAAUGACCCUAGCAAGUAAUCGCAGCUUAGCAGAACAAAACCUCCUACAUCAGCCCACACUAGACCGUCUUAAAGUGCAGGUAACAAAGAAAUAUUGUCAACUGCAGGAGCAGUUUGAGAAGUAUCAGAUGAGGAAAACGACACUAGAUCACCAGUCCAGCAGGGGCUCCAUCGACACACUCUUGGCUCUCCUGCAGGCAGAAGGAGCUAAAAUUGAAGAAGAAACAGAGAACAUGGCUGAAAUGUUUCUCGAAGGGGAAUCGUCCUUGGACUCAUUCAUUGACGAGUAUCAGAGCAAGCGGAAACUGGCUCACCUGCGCCGGGUGAAAAUCGACAAGCUCCGGGAGAUGGUGCUGAAGGGACACCGGCUGCCCCAGGCUCCAGCGCAGGCUCCCCUGGCUCCAGAAGCAACCCCAGCCCCCCAGACGCCCCCUUCGUUCUCCUCCGACAGCAACAUUCCUCCUCUCCCCAUGCCAAGACGGGCUCCGCCUGCACCUCCAGCCAUGAGCGCUGCCCAGCCCACUCCUUUCACUGCUGCAAUGCAAUCAGGGCCAGCUCCUCUGCCUUACCCAGUCACUCCGUACCCUCCUAUACCUCCUCGAGUGGGCAACCCACUCCUAAACCAGCCUACAGCAGGUUACCCCAACCCGUUUCUCCAUCAGUACCCACCAGCACUCCCUCAAAGACCCCCACCUCAUCUUGCCCCGCAGCCCGGCUUUAUCAUGCAGUGAACAGGUACUGUAGUUAAGUGCAAAUGUCUGGACAGUAGAAAUACAUGUAAAAUACAUACAUAUGCAUUGGAAAGCUGUUUGAUAGGAUUCACAUAAUGUAUGCUUGUAAAUGCCUGGAUAUUUGGUAAAAACAAAAAAACCACUUCAGUUUUAUGUAACUAGUUAAGGUGUGUUUUGGUUGUAUUUGUUGCUUUGGUAGAGAAUUCAAAUUGCUCUGCGGGUCCUGAUUCACUCCAGGCUGUUAAGUCAUACAGAUGGUUUUAUAUAUAUUUUUUCCUAUUAUUGGAAACAUAGAUGUGGUAGUGUAUUGAAAUACAUUACAAGUUUAAGUUUUCCCUAUUUUAAAUCUUUUUUUUUUCAUAUGAUAGUAAUCUCAAUUUUAUUCUGUUUCGAAUUGUUAUUUACAUUUAAUGACUGAUCACAAAAUAGGACAAGCUGUACAAUAACCCUGAAUGUUCAUGAUUGAACAGCACUGUACUGUGGGGUACACUUUAGAGAGGAGGCUAAGAAUCAGAUCUAGAAAGUUCAACAGUAACAUGCAUUGAAGGGAUUUACAACACACUGUGCUACAACACCUGUGCUGAAGUUCAAACUACAGCUAAAGUGAACCUAAACAUUUUGGAUAAUCAGGUUAAAAGCGCAAACCAGCUACCAAAGAUGUUGUUUUUGUGAUUAUUUUUAUUUUUUUAUUUUAGGUUGCUGGUGUUUUUUUUUUUAUUAUUAUUUUUUAUUUUGUAUUAUUGAGUAUUUAACGUUGUGCACGAAGGUUCCACAUGAGACCAGUUUUUAUAACCACUCUUUGUUGCACCUUUUUGUACAUGUACAAAUAUAUAGUAAUUUGUAUUUGAGCUGGUUGUCGAAAGUGUUCAGGGAAUAUCAGUUUAACCUAUAGAAAUGUUGCGAUAAAUGUUUUUGGAAAUUUUAAAACCAUAUAUGCAUGUGACUUUAACGUGCCUUAGUAGCACUGCUUAGGAUGGGUGGACUGCAACAGAAAGCUGGCUGGCAUCAGUGGGCACCUCAUUGGGCACUGUUACCUUUUUGUUCUAGUCUUCCUAGCAGGGUUUAGUGGGAUGUUGAUAUGCAGGAGGUGUAUUUUGGGGGGGAAAUACCGUUACUAGUUCAGAGGAAAAGCCAUUUAUUUUCAGAAUCUGUCUGCCCUGUUUUGGUUUCUGAAACACAAACAUAAAAAAAGAAGUCAUUACUCAUUUAUGAGGAAUAGACGUUUCAGCUGUUUGCCUAUUUUAGUUGCAUAUAGUAAUGUUGUACUGCACGAGUUAGUUCAGUGGUCAGCGGUGCAGUAUCUCAGGAAAGAUUUUAGACCAAAUAGAACAUGCCACUGUAACAGAGACCCUAACUGUGGCAAUGAAUAGAAAGGUCUUUUUACAGAGUGUAAAUAGUCUCGUGCUGCACCCUUUUUUAAUCGAACACUGUAACAUAACUGAAUAUCUGAAGUAAAUGCUGUUUUCAGAAUUCAGUGAGAGGUAUCGAGUACAAGUGCCACAAUAUAAAACAUCAAGUGGUUUGCUAUUCUGCUAGCACUCUGCUGUUAAAGCCAUCCUUUGUGCUCCUAGCCUGGUCACUUGUGGGUUAGAAACUAGUUUUAAUCUAGACUACAGCUACAGUACGAUGGUCUGAUGUAUAGCGCGCUUUCCAAUUAGGACUUUUGUACCAGCCUACAUAUCAACUGCAUAUCUGAUUUAAAAAAAAUAAUAGUAAUAAUUAAAAAAAAAAAAAAAAAAAAGAAAAUAUGUAGAUUCUCUGUCAAAACUGCAAAAAUGUGAGUUUGUACUCCUACUUCGUCAAACUGUCAACAUAUAACGUGUGUAUAUAGUCUGUUUUUUUUUAAAUUAUAUUUAACAGUUUAAUGUAGCUGCUCCUUUCCUAACAAUUUUCAUUAUUAAAAUAAAAAUAGCUGUGAUUUAAAAAAAAUACAUAUGUGCUAGACAUUUUGUUCAUUGAGGUGCUGAGGUUUGUCCUUAACUAAAUUGCCAUAGUAAAACUUCAGGACUAAUUUGCUGUAUACCCAAUCAGCAGCACUUCGUGCCUAUAGAAAGAAGUUCAAUAACCACAAAAUUGGUCAAAGUGUGAACUUUCAGGGUGUAAAAGCUCCACCUAGCCUUUUGUAGUUCCUGAUUUUUAUUUAUUAAUAUAUUGGUUUUAGGUUUUAGGUGGUGUUUUUUUUUUUUUUUUUCCAAUUCAUUCAUUAGCUCUGCUGCUAAGCAUUGGUAAGCCAAGCUUGGAAAGCCCUGUUUGGCUUCAGAAUUGUGCAUGCAUUAACAUAAAUAAUUUGCAUCUUCAUUGUUUGCAUGCUGUAGUGUGUGAGCGUGCAGGUGCAUUCCGCAUACCUGAAAUCUAGUUCCAUGCAGGUGUGGGGAGCCAGCUAACCUCAUUCAAGAGCUCUUUACCCAAAACCUUGAUUCUGAACAUCCUAUACAAUAUGAAAUCUACCCUAUGUCAGCAAUAGUGCUAAGAAGCAUGCUAUUGCAAUUUUGAGCAUGCAUGUGGUGUAGAUGGAACCGUAGCUUUUGAUACAAGUGCGGCUACCGAGCCUGCCCAGCUCAGCCUAGCACGUACCAUUAAUCCAGAUACAUCUCGGAUCAAACAAGAAAUUACUGGCCUUGCCAGUUUAAAAUGGUUGCCAAACUCUGCCUUUUUUAACUAAACUGAUAUUAGUUAGAGAAAUUGUAUCUGCAUCCUUUUAUUUGAAUCUUGUUCAACAGUAGGUGGAUCUUAAACUCCCUGUGAUAUGUGAGCCUCAGUAAGCACUAUAAUCUCAGAAAUCGCUGUUUUUCUAAUGUAAAAAGUAGCUCCUUCUACACUCCUAAUGUAAAAUAAAAUGUAAUAACUCUUCUGUAUGACUAAUGAAGGUUGUAGUGGUGGACUGCAUACGUUACCUCUGACUAUUUUAAAUAAUAAAUAAAAUGUUUUUAUAUGUUUCUUGUUGCUUAUGGUAUUUCUGUAAAUAUUAACAAUGCCUUGUAUCUAUUACUUUGUUUGUUUUUGACCUUGAGGCUGUGGAGGUGUACAAUACAAGCACUUUGUCAAUGCUGUGCAUUUCAUUUCAGUGCUUGAAAGGAAAGUUCCCUGCCUUUUUUUUUUGGCUAGGUCUUUGCACCUCCUUUUAGAUUAGGAACUGUCUUGUUCCAUCAUAGCUGACAUUCUGGAUCAGCCACUCUUCUCUCUACCAGGUAUGAGUCAGCAAGACAGUUCCACUUGAAAAGCCUUGCUUUUACAGAAUACACCUUGCUUUUAAUGAUUACCCUAGAUGACACCUAUAGUGUUAUCCACCUGACUCAUUCCAUAGCUGCUCCUGUGAUUCACUAGAUUGUUUGUUUUAAACUGUUUUUAUCAGCUGGCCUGUAUUGAUUUAAAGUGUGGCCAAACUCAGUGCAGCUAUAUAAAUAAAGAGGUAAAUGGUGUGCAAAAAUAAAGAUCAAUGGGAUGCAAGUAUUCUGACAGCAGAGAUGGAUUUCAGUUUCACAGUGCUGUGCUCCUUAGCAGUUGUUUGUCUGGUUUUAAAUGAUGUCCUAGCAGAGGGUUUCAGCUGUAGUUUUUGUUGUUUUAAAUGAUGUCCUAGCAGAGGGUUUCAGCUGUAGUGCCGCACUUGGGGGGAAAAACCCACAUCAGGGAAUUUUUCCAGAAGUGUCGUCUCAUCCAACAAUGUGGCAAAGGCGAAUGCUCAGUUUCACAUAUUGGUUUGUUUUGCCACACAAAAAAAAAAAAAGUUACUUUACUUACAUUACUUUUUUUCUUGUUGUAGAAGGUGCCACCUGGUGGUUAAACAUUUAAUCCACACUCUGAAUAGUGUCAUGGUCUUAUUUUUAAAAGUCUUUCAUGUGGCUAACGUUAUACAAUCUAUUGGGCGUUGAUUUUGAGUAAAACUGAGUAGAAGAACCCUACAUGCAUACCAAUUUGAACUAAAUGUGAACAGAUUUUCCCAUAAGCCAGGUCCAGCCAUUUUUCAUUGGGCAUGUCAUUACUGUAACCAUGGUUGCUGUUGCUCAUAGCACCACACAACAACAUGUUAAACUUUGAGCAGAAGCGCAGUAAAGGAAUGCAAGUACAUCCCCCAGGUGUCCUCACAAUUCAGUUACAUUUGGGGAUAAGAUAAGGACAUUCUGUCUCUUUGGAUUGUUGAGUUUCUUGGAACCAUAAACAUGUUUGUUUUAAAAGUAACAUCAUUUAGUUGAGGUUUUAACCAGACUGAAGGUUUUGAUCACAGUGACCUACUUACAAACACAGAAUUGGGCUUGGGGGUUUGGAUCUGUGGUUAAGUCAGCUGUGUGAUGUUUCCCAAAGUGAAUGAGUGUUCUUUUACUGUUUCACUGUUUCUGCAGGGUGAAUAGGAAGUGGUGUUUCCACCUAAAUAUUUUGCUUGUGUAUAUGGGGAGGGUGGUACAGUACUGAUUUGGCUGGACAGUUUCUCUGGCUAUCUUAGCAAAAAACAUGUAGAGCAACAUUACCGGAUGUAGACUCAGCAAACCUGUGCAGAAAUGGGAUCUGCAGUGGAGGUUAGGAAAUCGGUUCUCUACUAUCUGUUCAACAGCUGUGUAAUUUUAAAAUGUAAUAAAGAAACUAACACCAA
Molecule: messenger RNA, 5527 nt
Organism: Polyodon spathula (Mississippi paddlefish)
Lineage: Eukaryota; Metazoa; Chordata; Actinopteri; Acipenseriformes; Polyodontidae
Product: vacuolar protein sorting-associated protein 37B-like
Exons: 4
Coding region: 82-942 (286 amino acids)
Biological process (GO): protein targeting to vacuole; ubiquitin-dependent protein catabolic process via the multivesicular body sorting pathway; protein targeting to membrane
Cellular component (GO): ESCRT I complex
Source: RefSeq, a predicted model, not a curated record